AGAGGCUGACUGCAAGGCUGACUGCAUAAGCCAGUACGCCCCGCUCACUUCAGGCGCCAAGCUGCGAGAUACAACGCGGACACAGCUAUAUUUCAACGCCGGUCAUCCUUUCUUCCCUUACAUCGUCCUUCUCGUAUCAUAACAUGGCUGCUUCGACAAUGGCCGACGUCAUCAUCGUAGGCGGAGGCAUUGCCGGGACAGUCAUUGCAUCGCGGCUGCAGGAGAGAAAGCCAUCUCUCUCGAUCGUAGUGAUUGAAGCAGGAGCUGACCCCGCCGGCAAUCCGUAUGUGACUGAUCCCGCCGCGGCCGCGAACCUCCACUUCUCCGAAUUCGACUACAACUACCUCACAACACCGCAAGAACAUCUUGACGGAAAUCCGAAGCGUAACGUUGGUUUCAAAGGGCUUGGAGGCGGAAGUGUUAUCAAUACUGGUGGCUGGAUACGAGGCGAUGCGCAGGACUACGAUGAGUGGGCUCGAGAUGUGGGUGAUUCGCGGUGGAGCUAUGAAGGCCUUCUGCCAUACUUCAAGCGUACUGAGAAGCAUUUCGACCCUGACGCAGAUCCAUCGCAGCAUGGUCACGAUGGCUUGAUGCAUACUGCGUCUGUCAGUUCAUCUGGCCGUCAGUUUCCGCUACGCCAAAAUGUCUUAAAGCUUUGGUCCAACCUCGGCAUACCUCAUAUUCACGAUUUGAAUGAUGGCCGUCCGCAGGGUAUCAGUGAUCUGGUGGAGAAUUUUGAGAACGGCAAAAGGCAGAUGACGCAGUCCGUGUUUCCAUUAAAGGGCGUGAAGGUGCUCACGAGCACUCUCGUUCGCCGCGUGCUGUUCGACGAUGCGAAGAUAGCUGUCGGCGUCGAGCUCGCAAACGGUCAAAGAAUCGAUGUCAACAACGGUGGUCAAGUCAUCAUCACUGCGGGCGCCUAUCGAACGCCACAAGUCUUGAUGCUUUCUGGUAUUGGAGACCACUUUCAACUCUCGGAGCACGAAAUCCCGACUAUAGUUGACCUACCUAGCGUAGGUCAAAACCUGCAUGAUCAUCUCAUGCUAUAUCGAUACUGGAAGCUGCGACACCCGGAGCAAGGUCUAGCCGUCGGCUCGCCUCUCUUCGGUGGCCCGAACUACGAUAAAGGAGGACCAGUGGACUUCUUGGUUCGCGCGCCAAUACCCACAAAUCCACUGAAGUCAGCUAUCGAAAAGGACGAAGGUCCAGUUUCUGAUGAGCACCCACUGCUCAAGGGCCCACGCACUCACCUCGAGAUGUUGCUCUUGUACAUCGCCGUCGGAGCAGAAGCGCAAGGCCUUCAGAUUCCAAUCGACGGCUCUUCAAUCAUGACCUUCUUCAUGGGCUGUCUUCCCACGUCGCGUGGUUCGGUGACGCUCGCAUCGUCUGAUCCCGCUACGAAUCCUAUCAUCAACCCGAAUUACUACGCAACGGAAGCAGAUCGUCACGUCAUGCGUGAAGGCUUCCGUAUGCAAACGGAUCUGAUGUUUAACUCUGCUGAGGGUAAAGAGCUCGUCGAAAGCGAAUACAUUCCACCAGGCCUUCCAGCAUCAGUGCAGGUAGAGGCAGAUGCAACUAUCGAUGCAAGGAUCAAGUUGGGCGCGGGUACCACGUACCAUCCUGCAGGAACAGCGGCCAUGGGGAGGGUUGUUGAUGGGUCGCUAAGGGUGCAUGGGGUCAAGAACUUGAGGGUUGCAGAUGCGAGUAUCAUUCCAAAGCCUCUUGCGGCACAUUACCAAGUUCCUGUCUACGCGAUCGCCGAGCAGGCUGUGGAUAUUAUCUUGGCUGAGUGCUUCAAGUAGGCAAAUAGGUUGGACCACAUGCUCGGCUAAUGUUUCAACUCUGUUCCUC
This is a messenger RNA of Alternaria alternata, 1851 nucleotides long. Its product is annotated as putative glucose dehydrogenase. Lineage: Eukaryota; Fungi; Ascomycota; Dothideomycetes; Pleosporales; Pleosporaceae. The record is from RefSeq and is a predicted model, not a curated record. Bases 144 to 1802 code for a protein of 552 amino acids. The transcript has 2 exons. Gene Ontology annotation, molecular function: flavin adenine dinucleotide binding; oxidoreductase activity, acting on CH-OH group of donors.